AUGUCUGCCGCCCUCCUCCCUCUCCGCGCCCGCCAUUGCCUCAUCACCGGCGCAUACGGCGGCAUCGGCGCCGCCAUUGCCGCCCGCUUCGCCGCCGAGGGCGCCCUCGUCACUCUCCUCGGUCGCAAGGAGGACAAGCUGCGCGAUCUCUGCGACCGCCUGCCGCCCUUCCAGGACUCCCGCCUCGCCCCCCUGACCGCGGCCGCAGCGUCUUCAACACCUGCCAACGGGGAAAUGCCCACACACUCCUACGCCGUCAUGGACGUCUCCGCCGACGGACGUGACGAUGCCGUCUUGGAUGACAUCUGGAAACGUACUGGCCAGAUAGACGUCCUGAUCAAUGCGGCGGGUAUUGCACAGUUCCAGUUGUUGCAGAACACUUCUCCCCAGGCUGCGAGGGAGCUUGUAGACACCAACCUCAUGGGCACAAUCUUCAUGUCGAGGUACAUGGCCCAGCGCAUGAAGCGCAGGCGCGCAGACAGGGAUGUGCACGCACGUCCUGCGGUAACAGUCCUGCUGACCAAGUCGUCCCACUUACAAGCUUGCAUAAUCAACGUUGCGAGCCUGCUGGCCGAAAAGGGCAGCCCUGGCACCAGUGUCUACGCCGCGUCAAAGGCCGGUAUAAUCGGCCUAACCCACGCUCUCUCUGUUGAGCUGGGACCGCUGCGCAUUAGGACCAAUGCCAUCGUCCCUGGCUACAUAGAAACCAAUAUGCUGGCUUCAAUGUCGAAAGAGCCCCUCGAGAAGCGAAUUCCACUGGGGCGCUUGGGCCGGCCUGACGAGGUGGCCGAUGCUGCUGCUUUCCUCGCCCAAAACACUUAUGCCAAUAACUGCAUCCUGAAUCUGGAUGGCGGGCUAAGUGCUGUCUGA
Messenger RNA from Colletotrichum graminicola M1.001, 870 nucleotides. Its product is annotated as short chain dehydrogenase. Gene Ontology annotation, molecular function: oxidoreductase activity, acting on the CH-OH group of donors, NAD or NADP as acceptor. The coding region runs from base 1 to 870 and encodes 289 amino acids. The transcript is spliced from 5 exons. Lineage: Eukaryota; Fungi; Ascomycota; Sordariomycetes; Glomerellales; Glomerellaceae. The record is from RefSeq and is a predicted model, not a curated record.